UCAGUCAAUCUGUCAACAGUUCAGUCAGUCACUCUUAUCAGCUAUUAAUUUUCAGCAUUUUCUUUUUGGGAAAACCCAAAUUACGUAUAUUUAAUUCUAAAUACAUUUCUUGUAAUUUAUUCAGAUCCCAUUUUUUGUAUGACUUACUCUGUUUGGCUGUUUCCUAAUCUAAGUAAAUACCUAUAUCAAGUUGUGUGUAAAAUUGAUUUUUUAUUUUAUUUUGUUAUAACGUGGCUUAUUCUUAAUAAUAGCUAGUACACUAUUUGUGUGACGUCGCACAAUUUAAUAAUUGAACGUGCUAUAAUGUGAAAUGUGAAUUAAUUAAGAUUGUUGAGUGAUGGAUGAGAGCAAUAAAAACUCUCCUUGUAAGGCAUGCAAUGAGGAUGCAGAGGGCGUGCAGUUGCAUGCUGAAGUGGAGCAUCUACGGCAACAUCUCAGCGAGAGGGAUGCCCACAUUGUAGCUAUAGAGAGCGAGUACAUCAAGUGCACUGCUAGAGCCAACGAUUUAGAGGAACAACUCAAUACGUGGCGGGAGAAAUACGAGAGAUUGUAUGAUUCACACAAACGAGUACAAAAGUUAAAUCAAGUCUUAGAAGAUAAGUUAUUGCAAAUGGUAGACAAAAUGAAGGGAGAGAAGAGUCAGCUGACCAAAGAUAUUGCCACUUUGUCAGUAAGGCUUGCAGAGUCUAAGCAUAACUACAGUAUGCUGCAAAAAGAAAAUGAGAGAUAUAAAAAUGACAUGAAUCUAGCAAUCCAGCUGCUACAAUGUAAACCUGAUAACUUUGUAUCUCAGAAAUUGGAUAAUCUUCCUGUUGAUACUCAGGCACGAGUUUCACAAUAUGUAAUGUCGAAAACAUCAAAGCCAUCUAGUUCUACUCAGUCAAAAAAUGGUAAUGAGAAUGAUACCUUUGACGCAAGUGAGUACGAAUUUAAUAUUUCGGCCUCAUUAAUGUCUAAAAUACUUGAAGAUAGCAUUCAAGAUACUGUCACUAAACAUUGUGAUACUUGUACAUGUGCUAAAUCGCAAAGUAAGCCAUUCUGUUACAAUGACAGUUAUUAUUCUGUAGGCACACAAACUUUAUUAACUGGAGAAAUAAAGAAUUCACUUUGUAUGAAUUGUAGUUCUGAAAUAAAGUCUGUACAUUCCAAUUUAAGUACUAGAAGUGUUUCACCACAUGGUAUUAAACUUGUGGAUGACAAAAUUGUGAAUCGUGGUACUGCUAGUUCCAUGUAUUCACCUCAACCUGUUUCUGAAAUGAAUAAUGAAAAUUUUGAAAAUGUUGUUGAUAAAAUUAAUGUAAACUUUAUAAUUAAUGACAAAGAAAAUAGUCAUAUAGAUGUUUCGCAGAAUAAUGAUGAUCAAAACCUUAUGAAAAAGAAUGUUAACACAAAUAUAGAACCGACAGUCCAUCAUAAGCUCUGUGACCGUACAAAAACUUCAAUUUCUAGCAAAAUAAGUAGUAGUCAUAGUGUAAGAAAUGAUGAUUUACUCAUUAAAGAUGCUCCCAAUACUAAAGGUCUUCAUAUCAAAGAUUAUGGUCGAACUGGAGAUAGUUCUAGUCUCAGAAAAAAUUCACAAAGUUCUAUGGGAGGAAUAAGCAGAACGUCGUCAAUAGCUAAAUCGACGGUAAGUACACAUAAGUCCAAUACUCAAGUGGGCCCUGGACCAAGGUUUUGUCAUUUACGUAUGCAAGCUGGCUCUAAAAAUAUCUUGCUAGACAACGCGGAACCUGAUGUACCACCUGUUUUAUACAGGAGACAAAGUAAAUGUAACGAGAACUCAAUAUUCAAAGAUCUGAAUGAUGAUCUAGAAAAUUUCAUAGAUUUAGAUAAAACCAAUGAUAAUAAUACAAAUAUUAUUAAAAAUGAUAAUAUUGUUGUAGAAAGUACGCUUAUCGAUGUUCAUGUUGAUAGCAAUAAUAAAGAUUCUAACACGAUCACUAAAGGCACAACUAUAAAUCCUGUAUUAUUGAAUGUUUCUUCUAGUCCGUUACAACCAUUAAAAACUCAUAACUUCUCUAAUGGUUCAGAACAUAACAACAAUAACAAUUCUCUGAGUAUUGGUAGUCAACAGAAUGCUUCUGGAAUUGAUAACCUGCUAAGUGAUUUUAAUCCUGAUUCUAGUAACAUUCAAAAUAAUAACACAAAUGAAGAGACUAAAAAUCAAGAAAUUGUGACUCCUGUAGAUAAUCACAAUGUUAAGAUAUUUAAUUUCGAUAGAUAUGAACAAAACAAGUUAGCUAGUCAAUAUAACAGGCCUUUGAGAAAGAUAGAUAUGUCACAACUUCAUUCUAUUGAAAAUACAAAAAUUUCUAAAGAUUUUCCACCGCAAGAUUUUACUAAACCAGACAAAAAGGUCAGCUCUGCUGUAAAAUUGACACUUCCCGCUGUUGUUAAUGUUUAUCCCAAUUUGACGCAGACACACUUGAAAGUGAACGAAAACAAAGUAUUUACGAAUGAACAGAGCACAAGUUCUCUUUCAAGUGACGAUAGCGCUGCAUUGUUACAAAAACAACAAUUGCUUAGGGUCGCUGAAUGGGUAGAAAAAAAUUUAGAACAACAAAAUAAUUAUAAUGAUCCGUUAGAGGACGAGGUCAGUUUCAAUAAUCGAGCGAUGAGACGUGAUAGUAAACUGUCUAGACUAACAGAAACACUAAAUGAAUUGGCUCUUAAUAUGCCGCAUCCUGUAAGUAAAUAUUCAAAGUCUUAUUCUAAAGAUGGUCGCAAUUUGUGGAUCCAUAAUAAAGUCACUCAAAAUGAAGAAAAGUCCGGAAAAUUUAAUUCAACUAAUACGAAAGUUGUUAGUAAUAACGUAGUUAAAGAAACUAUAUUCCCUGUGGAAAGUGAUGAAGUGUCAGUCACUGAAGUGAAUGAUGAAAGUACGAAAAACUGCGUUAGAAAUAAUAUUGAAGACUUUGAUGUAGGCAAAGAACUAAGAGAUGCAUUUAAAUCUAAUAGCGAUAAAGAAAUUACACCUGAAGAUUUGGCAAGAAUGGAGUAUAAUGUGAAGAAGUUCUUGCUGAGUGGACCUCACUGGGUAAAUCCAGGCUCUGUGGGAAGAAGUCGGCGCACUAGUAGCAAAACUGAGACUGAUGUAUAAUUCCAUUGUAGGUUGAAGGUAGUUGUAACUUUCUAUGUUUCGUGUGUUCCAUGGAUUUAAUGUUAUUUGUGAUAGCGGCAUUGUAGCUUCUUUUUGUUUUAUUAUAUAAAAAUAAGGGCUAAAUAUUACAUAGAAUGAUUGAACAUGUCACUGGGCAGCCAUAUUUUGACCAGCAUAUGUUACAUGAUGGAUUUUGUACUUGAAUAUGUUUUCCGUUUUUAUUUAUCUAUUACCCUGCGUUACUAAAUAUUUUGGGUUUAAGGUAAUCAACCUUAUAAAAUGAAACAAUACAAUCGUUGAAGAUAAAAUACAUUGAAUAUUCUUUGAGUUCUUUAUGAGUUUAAAAAUUCUAUAGGGCUUAAUUGUCAGAUGAUAAUAUUAUUACUAAAUUUGUUCCAAAAACUACUGAAGUUAUAAUAUUUUUAAUUUUGAAUUUAAUAUUAAUAAUUUUUAGAAUAGUCCAUUUACCGUAAAAUAUCUAUAUCGGGAACGAUGCGAUCAUUAUAAUAAAUAUGUUCUUUGUAAAUUCUUGUUUAUAUCGCUAAUCGCUAGUUUAUAUAUACAAAAGUAUGCAUUUUAAAUUCCGUUUUUAUUCUAAAAUCUAUGGAAUCCUUUAUUUAUUAGAAUUUCUUAGUCUAUUUAAUUCUUACCAUGAGGUAGUUUUUAUUAAUUGCCAUCUACGGUAAGAAACAUAACGUCGCAGUUUCUGUUGAUUUAUAAAUUUUUAAUUCUAUUUAUACAGUCAUACACACAUUUUACAGGACAUUUUUUUUUUUAAAUAUGUGAACCAUGUUAAAUAACAGUUAAAGUUUAAACAAGUUUUUAAAUAUUUAACGUCGUAUAUUAUCAAUGAAAGACAGAAAAAUUGAUUUCACUUUGUAUUUCUUAGCAAAGACGGUUUCUUGUGCACGCAGUAUAAAUAAAAUUUUUUUUAUGUAUUUAAUCUGUAAAAUAAAGGCUGCCCUAAUCUAGUUUAACGUAGAAUAAAAUCACUAAGAAUUAAGUGGGUGGGGCUUAUUUUUGCACUACCAUGGAAACUCUAUAUUCAAAGAAAUGGAACUUGAAAAUAUUUUUUCUAAAAAUUAAUUACAAAGUUUAUCCAUCGAAUUUGGUUAAUUUCGACGUAGGUGAUAACUAGAUAUUUUAGCUAUAUUUAGUGCAGUAUAAAAGUGCCGAGUUGUCUAGGUGGUAUUAUAAGGCUUGCCUGAUACGUUAAUUCAUGGGUAAAAAAUAGAUGCUUCUCAGUAUGUGAUAAAAAUUAAGAUUUAUCGCUUCAAGUGUUCAAAUAUUUUAUUAGUACUGCUGAAUGAAAAAGUUUUUAUGCUUGUUAAUUUUGUUGAACUUUAAUUUGAGAUUUUUAAGUAGUGUUUCAAUAUAAUUGCGAAUUGCGAACCAAAUUUUUAUUUUUUCAAUAUAAAAAUCAAUAUAAAAAUUUAUAUUUAGGUUGGAUUUGAACGUGCACAUCAAGUCGUAAUCCAUGAUGUAUAAUACCAUAUUAUAGUCGUCUAGACAAAGUAUAAAUGAAUCUACUGAUAGAAUCGUUAUUGCUAGUCAGUCUAUGAGAUAGAAAGAGCCAUGUAAUCUGCCUUAUUUUUGUCAUGUGAGCACUGAGCGAAGCGAUUCAAUCGAUAAAUUUUACAUUUUGUCUACGAGGGCUGAAUAAUUUUCGUCGAGCCAUGUAUGUAAGAAAUAAUCUUACAUCUUUCAAACAAACCAUGCCGUUGAUGUGUACCUAAUAUUAUAUAGUUGCCAAUCUUUUAUACAAAAGUAGAUAUAUAUAUUUUCUUUUUAUGUUUAAUAUUUAUGUUCAUAAAACUUUUUCAUCCAAAAGUUACAGUAAUCUAGACACAUAACUUAUUUAGCUUUAUAACAAUUUAAAAAAUUACUAUAAAUGUAUUUUUCUAAUCUGGCAACUUCUAGGUAAAUAAAACAGCUUGUUAGUGUAUUUUUCGUUACACUUUGUAUAAAAAUAAUAAUUAUAAUGUAUUGUUGAUAAUCUUAAAGAAUAUUUCUCUGUUUUUGGUUUUUACAAUUAUAAAUCUGAUAUUUAUGAUGUUAAUAUCUUUGUCUCUUGAUAUUCCACGUAUAUAUUAAUGUUAGGGUAAUUUAUUGAAUACAGGCAGACAUCAUUAGCAUCCUUUUAAGUUAAAAAAAAAUUAUUAUUCUCCAAAGAAAAAUUAAAAAACAACUUUCUUUACUAAUACGGCGCGUUCAAUUUCAAUUUCAUCGUGUAUAGUAGGCAUGGGUAAUAUAGAUACUGAUCUGAUAUCUAUAUAUCGUGUUCUUCUGGACAAUGAUGGUGAAAAAAUAUCAUUACCCAUAUUGGUUGGAUAUCAAUUUUCGAAUAUGUCUGUUAUACAAUAUUAUUUUUUGGAUAACAAAUUUUUAACAUAUUCGUUAUUGGACCAGUGUAUAGAUAUUGCUAUAUGUUAUCCACCCCCUAGUGUAUAGGUACUUCCGUACCGUCCCAGAUCUCGUCGCUGAAUGAUACUCCUAAGAGGUUGUCAUUUCAGAAAAUUACAUGUACCAAACAGUUUAUAGUCCAAAUGUAUGCCGUCGAUCUAUUGAAUAGUAUAUUGAAAUGUAUAAAUAAUAACAUUAUUAUCUAUAAUAGUUCACUACACAAAGUAUCAUGCCUCCGCUUACACGUAAAACUAUUUAUACAAAAGUAUGUUAUAGUAUAUUAAAUGGGCGUUUUUUGUGUAUAUUUUCCUAAUUAUGUAAUUGAAUGGAAUAUAUUUUUGAAAUAUUAGUUACAAUCGAGUAUACUGUAGCUAGGGUAAAUGAGAGUAUAUUAGUUUGUAGUGAGCAGCCCGCCAAUAUAUAUUCUUGUAAUGUCAUAACAUUAUGUUAAUGUUAUAGAUUUUAGCAUCGACAGAUGUAGCGUAGUUUUGUUCAUUGUGCAUACAUUGUUGACAGACAUUACAAGGAAACAUAUUUUUGACAUCGAAAUUUUGAAUUUGAGCAGAAAAAGCCCUGGUUAACAUGGCUAUUAAAAAAAAGAUUGUAUAUAAAGCUAUACAAUUGUGAAUGAUCUAUUAAUUUCAUUGGUUACGUGUUCAGAAACCCUUAUAUAUACAAUAAACAUUGCGAUCUGGCGACGUUUCUGAUUCAUAGUAUUGUUAUUUAAAAAAGAAAAAAUAUUUGUUGACAAAAUAAAGAUAACAGUAUAAUUGUAAUAGUUUGUAUUACUAGAAAGGCAAAUCAGAUUGUGUCGGGAAUUUUUACGGCGCCCCGAAAUAAUUUCUUUAUAGAAUAUUAUUGUAAAAUUAUAACAACAGUCAUGGUAACAUCAUAUACAGGUAGGUUAUAAUCUUAGGUUAUACUAUACGAAAUUAUAAUAUUUGCAUAAUAGCCGAACUGCUAAGAAAAUUAUAAAAAUGAAAGUUAUACUGAAGGGCUUCUUAAGGGAUUCUUUUUCUAUACGUAAAAAGUUGUAUUAGUCAGGUUUUAUAUAUUUCUUAGUCUGUAACAAUUCUAUGGAUUGGAGUUAGCCAUGAAUCAGAUAAUUGUAAGGAGGAUACUUACGUGUGUGAGAGAGAUAGAUGUACUUAUCUACGCUACAGAUAGAGCACUUGAAAAAAAUCAUAGUAAUUAAUAUUUGGCGGUCUGCUUGGUCCUCUAGUUGUACUGAGCACAAAUUUGGUGUUGUUUGUUGUUAACAUUAAUGGGGCAACAAAAUAACAGUAAUAACAAAACAUUCCUAGCGCAUUUCCAAUGUCGUGUAUUAAGAUCACCUAAAUCAUUUAAAAUUGUUUUAUUUUAAUACUUUAUCAAUUGUUUUAUAAUUUGUAUUUUUUUUAGAAAGUUAAUCAUGAGAAUUUAUAUUUGGCAAAGUUACAUCACAUAAUGAAAAAUUUAUCAAGAUUUUUAAAUAUUUAAUGAAAAAGCUAUUUUUGGAAAUGGGAGUGAACGUUAGGUAUUGAAUUUAAUUUAGAAUGAUGAGUAAUUGAGCAUUUACAAUAAACCCUAUUAUUAGAUCUUCCAUUCAAAAGUCUGAUCUGAUCUGAAUUCACAGUGUGAAAGAAAAAAUUGGUGCUCACUAACUUUUUCAGCAUCAUCACAAGGUAAUCUCAUUGCUAGGUAUUGGUUUCCCAAUAAAAGGAUACUAACCUACUACCACACUAGUCAGAUGAUUUAGUAUAAGUUUUUGUUUUGAUUUUUCUUUAUCAUACUUUAUUGUGUUUUGUUCGCUGAGAUGUCUGAUAUAUGAGGUAUGAUACAAUAUUUUUGGGAUAAGUCUCUACUUAAUAGAAUAAAAAAAUGUUUCUCUCCAUGAUGUUUUCUUAUUUAUAACUUAUUGACGUUGCCAAUGAUUCUCAUGAUGUAUGACGAUAAUAUUGUUUGGUCUCAUUUUUUAGAUUUUUUUUUGUUGUUUUUAUAACAAUUAUCUAGUUUAUAGAUAUAUCUAUAUUUAAACCAAAUUGCUAUGGCUGGUUCCACUGAGUAUAAUAGCUUUAGCAGCGAAUACUUUGUAUUGAUUUAUGCCAUUAUUUAUUAAUAAAUGCUAAAAUAUGUAA
Galleria mellonella (greater wax moth) is the source of this 7620-nucleotide messenger RNA. RefSeq lists its product as uncharacterized. Lineage: Eukaryota; Metazoa; Arthropoda; Insecta; Lepidoptera; Pyralidae. The transcript is spliced from 5 exons. The coding region runs from base 338 to 3100 and encodes 920 amino acids. The record is from RefSeq and is a predicted model, not a curated record.